GGGUACUGAGCGGCGUGAGGGGGCAAAUAUCAGGGUGUGCGGGGCAGGAAUGCUUCGGGGGUGCAGGGAGGCUGCAAGUGCAAGGGCAGCGCUUUGUGAAUAUCCCAGGGGCACCAGGGGGCAAUGACACCCAGGAUGGGGCAGGUGGUGCAACCUUGGCUGAUAAUGCCCCCACAGUGCCCACCCAGCUCCCUGGUUUUGGGGGCAGAAUGAUAGGAAGAAGGUCCCUGUCACCCCUGGACAGGGUCAGCCAAUUGGUGUCCCCUGAGUUUGUCUCGCAGGAGGUCAUGGACUUGAGGAAUGGCCCCCAUGAGUGGAAUUGCCCCCAGGACCCCCGUCCCCUGGCACCCCCAUCCAGUCAGAGGGAGGACUGCGAUGUUCAGCCUCCAGCGGGGGAGGAAGGUGUCCCUCCGGACCCCCAGGGUGAGCCCUUUAAACCUGGAGAUCUUAUCAUUGCCGAGUUCAAGAGAAGACAUUACACAGAAUUCAAGAACAUGGUCCUCCUGACGGAGUCCGGCAAGCUGUUAAGUAACUGGGGCGCCGUCCCCCACGCGGACAUCGUGGGCAAGCUGCCCGGCCAGCGAUUCAGGACUUCCGCAGGGGUGGAGUUCCUUAUCAGAAGACCUUCCCUAGAGGAAUAUAUUUUAUUGAUGAAGAGGGGACCCACCAUCUCCUACCCAAAGGAUAUCGCAGCGAUGCUCCUGAUGAUGGAUGUCGGCUCGGGGGAUGUUGUGUUGGAAGCCGGCUCGGGGUCCGGAGGAAUGAGUCUGUUCCUAUCGCGGGCAGUGGGGCCGGAGGGCCGGGUCUAUAGCUUCGAGGUGCGCGCGGACCACCACAAAGUGGCAAAGAAGAAUUUCCUGCGCUGGAGGACGGCGUGGGAACGACGCGGCAGACGGCCCUGGCCGGACAACGUCCGCUUCAUCAACAAGGACAUAGCGGACGCUUCUCCGGAACUGGAAUCCGUGACGUUUGACGCGGUGGCUUUGGACAUGCUGAACCCCCAGGUGGCGUUACCCACCCUGCUGCCCCACCUGAAGCAGGGCGCUGUCUGCGCUGUAUAUUUAGCAAACAUCACGCAGGUCAUCGAUCUCCUGGAGGGGAUUCGCUCGUGUCGGCUGCCCAUGGUGUGCGAGAAGAUAUCGGAGGUCUCGCUGAAGGACUGGCUGGUAGCCCCCUCUGUGCGGAAGGACGGCUCUCCGUCCCAACGAGUGGACCCUGAGUGCAGUGUAGAGCCUCAGCAGUCGGAACGAGCUGAGGAUGAUGAGAGUGACGGCGAUGACGGAGCUAAACCUUUACAGACCGAGCCUCAUCCUGCAGAGAGAGUUAAGCCUUUCGGACAAGUCCCUUAUAUUGCGCGGCCGAUGCCAUGGCUGCCCGGUCACACAGCUUUUCUUGUGCAGCUGAGGAAGUUUAAACCAGCCGGUAAACGCAGCCAAGCAGAGGAUCCGAGUUAGACCCUCUCCGCUUACAAAUAAAUGGUUCCGUGUACAUACAGCUUUCUCCGUUUUACAACAUAUGUGGUUAUUUUUUAUUCUGUACAUUGAUUUAAUAACUUAAUAUAAUAAAUACAUGUUCUGGUAUAACGUGGAA
Molecule: messenger RNA, 1590 nt
Organism: Spea bombifrons (plains spadefoot toad)
Lineage: Eukaryota; Metazoa; Chordata; Amphibia; Anura; Pelobatidae
Gene: TRMT61B
Product: tRNA methyltransferase 61B
Exons: 7
Coding region: 210-1454 (414 amino acids)
Biological process (GO): tRNA methylation
Cellular component (GO): tRNA (m1A) methyltransferase complex
Source: RefSeq, a predicted model, not a curated record